CACAAACCUCAUCUAAACUAUCAGACCUUGAUCCAUCCAACGUACCCUACCUUGACACGUGUCCCUUUUAGUAUCAGAGAGUCUCAACAAACUGAACUGAUACAACGUAUACAUCAACGCGCGGAUUAUCCUCGGAUCUUCCUAACUCAUUAGAAAAGGGUUUCUUUCCUUAAAAUCCUUUUCAGAAGUUCAGGUUGAUUACUCUUUUUUUAGGGGAAUAAUGGAGGUAAUAGCAAAACCAGUGGCUUCAAGGCCUCCUUCAUGCUCUAGGGUCAGGACAUUCUCUGAGCUUUUGGCUGAUUCAGUUACCCUCUCUCCCCAAUCGAAUUGUCACGAGACUGUAGACGUUUCUAUAAUACCAAAGACUGAGCCAGCUGCAGCUUCUGUCUCAUCUCCACGGGUGGAAGAAAAUGGAAAUGUAAAGUCUUGUGAUGGUUUAGAGAACAGAAACUAUGUUGUUUAUAAACCUAAAGCGACGCUUGUUUCCCAAGCAACUAUCUCUGCAUUGGCUAAUAUGUUUAAUGGAAAUGGUCAACAGACUUGGAGACAAAGCAAAGCAGUAGCAAAUGGGAAGCGUGUGAGUGAAGUUACACAUCGACCCGGUCCUAACCUAAUCCCGAGAGUUCCAACCUUCACGGAAUCAGAGACAUCGACUGGGGACAGAUCUUCGGUGGACGGAUACAACUGGAGGAAAUACGGACAGAAGCAAGUCAAAGGAAGUGACUGUCCAAGGGGUUACUACAAAUGCACACACCCUAAAUGUCCUGUUAAGAAGAGAGUAGAGAGAUCAAUGGGAGGUCAGGUUUCAGAGAUUGUGUAUCAAGGUGAGCAUAAUCACUUUAAACCCUCGUGUCCUCUUCCACGACCACGGCGGGCUUCAUUUUCAUCCUCUUCAGGGUUUCAGAAACCAUCUGAAGAAGGAUCAAUAGGGCAAGAACCUAAUAAUGUCUAUUGUCAACCGCUCUGGAGUAGUCAAUGGAAUGAAUCAUCUAAAAGCUUAACAGAGAAGAUGAAUGAAGGUUGUGUUAUAACACCAUUCGAGUUUGCUUUUCUUGGUGGAUCUUGCAGAAGUAGCCAGUGUGAUGAAGUAGAGCUUGAUGAUCCAAGCAGAAGCAAGAGAAGGAAGGACGAGAAGCAAUAUAGUGAAGUGGGAGUAACGCAAAGCUCAGGGGAAUCAGAGAGUCAAGAUGAUGGAUUCAAGUGGAGAAAGUACGGACAGAAAGUGGUUGGUGGCAAUGCGUAUCCGAGAAGUUAUUACAGGUGCACGAGUGUGAAUUGUAGAGCAAGGAAACGCGUGGAGAGAGCGAGGGAUGAUCCAAGGGCUUUUAUUACAACCUACGAAGGUAAACACAAUCAUCACAGUUGCAACUGAGACCACCAACUUCGUCUACACCACUUCCUUUCAACUCCUCACAACAUUCUAAUCAAGCCAUUUGAUGAUCCCA
Molecule: messenger RNA, 1445 nt
Organism: Eruca vesicaria subsp. sativa (arugula)
Lineage: Eukaryota; Viridiplantae; Streptophyta; Magnoliopsida; Brassicales; Brassicaceae
Source: the annotation of a GenBank genome assembly